Spirometra erinaceieuropaei is the source of this 602-nucleotide messenger RNA. The record is from the annotation of a GenBank genome assembly. NCBI's taxonomy places the organism in Eukaryota, Metazoa, Platyhelminthes, Cestoda, Diphyllobothriidea, Diphyllobothriidae.
AUGCUGACUGCCUUCUGCUGUCCCUGCAUGGUCUGCUAUGAAUAUAAGCUGCAAGAUGAGGGUUGUGCAGCUCCGCUGUGUGUACUGCACCCAGUCCUCGUGCUGGCUUCGCAUUAUCGCGGCAAACAAAAUAUCGAGGUAUGCUUACUCCCUGUUUCUUUGGCCUAUUCUUUUUGGAUGCAAUCUGAUGUCAUUUAAAUCGGUUUUCAGCAAAAACUCACCCUGAUUUAUAUGACUGUGGCAUAGGGAAUAAUUCUGUGAUUCAGACUAACACUCAACUUGUGUGUAAUUGUAACCUCGAAAUGGGCUACAUCCUGAACGAUUUCGCAAGUCUCUCUUAAAUCACAUGCGUCAAUUUUUGUGUGAUUGUCCUGCAUGCCUACCCAGUUUAUAUAGGUGCUUCUUCAGCCGUCUGUUCUACUCCCCGUCAUUGAUAUUUUGGUGAUGUUUAUUGUUUUCAUGAAAUAAUAGUGUCUGUUUUGAUUUCUCUGCACGACACACGCACACUCACACAGGGAAGUCUCAUAAAGGACUGCUGUGUCAGCACCUUCUGCAUGCCCUGCAAGCUCUGUCAAAUACACCGGGACUACGAGGCCAACUAG